Molecule: messenger RNA, 3802 nt
Organism: Manacus vitellinus (golden-collared manakin)
Lineage: Eukaryota; Metazoa; Chordata; Aves; Passeriformes; Pipridae
Gene: PDE8A
Product: phosphodiesterase 8A
Exons: 23
Coding region: 381-2945 (854 amino acids)
Biological process (GO): cellular response to epidermal growth factor stimulus; signal transduction; positive regulation of ERK1 and ERK2 cascade
Molecular function (GO): 3',5'-cyclic-AMP phosphodiesterase activity
Source: RefSeq, a predicted model, not a curated record
UCCCAGAAGGAAAGAAAAUCUUACCAAGAUUCUCAGAUGGCUUAGACAAAUUAAUAAUAAUCUGUGAAAAUACGAAGUCGACCGGUUCUUGAUUUCCCCCUUCCCUCCCCUCCAGCUCCCCAGCCCACUGCUGAGAUUGAGAUAAAAGGACCUGUUUCCUGGAGGACGAGGAGAACAGACACGUUUCUGGUGGUAUAGAAGGGACCGAUGGCAAUGCUUCAGAGUGUAUUUGAGACGCAGGAAAGAGAUUCAACCUGUUAACAAAAAAAUUAAGCAGGGGGAAAAUAUCAACGGGAAGGAAAGAAAUAUAUAUAUACAUAUAUAUAUAUAUACACGUAUAUAUAUACAAUUUAGAAGUAUUCCCCAGGUGGCCACAAAGCAUGGGCUGUGUUCCAAGCACCAACCUCUCUGACAGCAGAGUGAUCUGUCACAGUAGCAAUGAGUCUGAGGAGUGCAAUUUCCCUCACCAGACCAACACAACCAUGUCUCAACAGCAGCAAGGCAACCCCGUCCCAGGAUUAUUCAUUAAAUGCUACAACACAUCCACUUAUGAGGCGAGGACUAAUUCCUCUAAGAAAGACAAGAGGGAGAACAGCCAGAGCAUGGAGGCAGAGGCCCAGACCGGCAGAUCCAGUGUUAAGGCACCAGUAACAGAUGUGCAGUUUGGCCCUAUGAGACUUCAUCAAGAUCAACUUCAGGUACUUUUAGUGUUUGCUGAGGAAGACGACCAGAGUAAUGGGUUCCGUUGGGCAUGUGAGAAAGCUGGAUUUCGAUGUAACAUUGCCAGGACACCUCAGUCUGCACUAGAAAGCUUUCUAGAUAAACACCAUGACAUUAUCAUUAUUGACCAUAGGCAUUCCAGACACUUUGAUGCAGAAGCGUUAUGCAGGUCUAUCAGAACAACGAAAGCCUCAGAAAAUACAGUCAUUAUUUGUGUAGUACAAAGGCAUACUGACCGUGAGGAGUCAUCAAUAUUGCCCCUGAUCUCUGCUGGCUUCACAAGGAGAUAUAUAGAAAAUUCCAGUAGAAUGGCCUGUUACAAUGAGUUGAUUCAGCUGGAAUUUGGACAGGUACAGGCACAGUUCAAACUAAGGGCGUGUAAUUCAUUAUUUACAGCAUUAGAGAAAAGCCAAGAAGCCAUUGAGAUCACAAGUGAAGACCAUGUAAUACAGUACGUCAAUCCUGCUUUUGAAACAAUGAUGGGCUAUCAAAUAGGUGAACUAAUACAAAAGGAAUUAACAGAAGUGCCUAUAAAUGAAAAAAAAGCUGAUUUCCUAGAUACUAUUAAUUCCUGCAUAAAGAUAGGAAAGGAAUGGCAAGGAAUGUACUAUGCGAAAAAGAAAAACGGAGAUAGCAUACAACAAAAUGUGAAGAUACUACCUGUCAUCGGACAGGGAGGAAAGAUUAGACACUAUGUGUCAAUUAGUAGACUGUGCAAUGACAACAAUAAGGUGGAGAAGACAUGUGAAUGUAUUCAGGCUGAAUCUCAGACAGAUACUCAGACUUGCAGACACAAAGACAUGAGGAAAGGAUCCCUAGAUGUCAGAUCCACCACAUCACGAGGGAGUGAUGGCAGCUCACAAAGGCGUCGCUCGUCCAUGGCCAGGGUACAUUCCAUGACUAUCGAAGCCCCCAUCACCAAGGUAAUAAACAUCAUCAAUGCUGCACAAGAAAGCAGUCCCAUGCCAGUUGCAGAAGCUUUAGACCGGGCUUUGGAGAUUUUAAGAACCACUGAAUUGUACUCUCCACAACUGGGGACAAAAGAUGAGGAUCCACAUACAAGUGACCUUGUUGGAGGGUUAAUGACAGAUGGUUUGCGAAGAUUAUCAGGGAACGAAUACAUAUUGUCAGCAAAACAAAUUCAUCAGGUCACUGGCAGUUUGAGCUCUCCAAUCUCCCUCAAUGACAUACCCCCACGGAUAACACAGGCAAUGGAAAAUGAAGAACAGUGGGAUUUCGAUAUCUUUGAACUUGAGGCUGCCACCCAUAAAAGGCCUUUGGUUUAUCUGGGUCUCAAAAUAUUUGCUCGCUUUGGAAUCUGUGAAUUCCUAAACUGUUCAGAAUCCACUCUGAGGUCAUGGUUACAAGUUAUUGAGGCUAACUACCAUUCCUCCAACUCCUACCAUAAUUCUACUCAUUCAGCAGAUGUACUACAUGCUACUGCUUACUUCUUGUCUAAAGAAAGAGUAAAGCAAACUUUGGAUCCAAUUGAUGAGGUUGCCGCACUCAUUGCUGCCACAGUCCAUGAUGUGGAUCACCCAGGAAGAACAAACUCUUUCCUGUGCAAUGCUGGCAGCGAGCUGGCGAUUCUCUACAAUGACACGGCGGUGCUGGAGAGCCACCACGCUGCCCUGGCUUUCCAGCUCACCACCCGGGAUGGCAAAUGCAAUAUAUUUAAAAACAUGGAAAGGAAUGAGUAUCGAACUCUUCGCCAGGUUAUUAUUGACAUGGUCUUAGCAACAGAAAUGACAAAGCACUUUGAGCAUGUCAACAAGUUUGUCAACAGCAUUAAUAAACCCUUGGCAGCGCUAGAAGAAAAUGGGAAUAAUGGUGAUGGAGAGUCAAUCAAAACUGUUCUCAGGUCUCCUGAAAACCGUAUCCUUAUCAAACGCAUGUUGAUAAAGUGUGCUGACAUUUCCAAUCCAUGCAGACCCAUAGAACAGUGUAUAGAGUGGGCUGGACGCAUCUCUGAGGAGUACUUUGCACAGACUGAUGAAGAAAGGAGGCAAGGUUUACCUGUUGUGAUGCCAGUUUUUGACAGAAAUACUUGCAGCAUCCCCAAAUCCCAAUUAUCAUUCAUUGAUUACUUCAUUAUUGAUAUGUUUGAUGCCUGGGAUGCAUUUGCAGACCUGCCAAAUCUGAUGGAGCAUCUGAAUAAUAACAUUAAAUACUGGAAAGGAUUAGACGGAAGGAAUCUGCGAGUCCUUCGACCACCACCAGAAUAGCAGUUGGACCAUGUAUUACAGUAAGGCUAGCCCAUGCACUUGGGGAACUUUCAAACUCAAGAGAACACAAGGUCAGCAGUUGACUUCCACGAACUACCAUGUGUGGACUCCGAUGAAAUAAGCCCACCAAGUGGAAUUACACUGGAUUGCUGCAGUACUUGUACUGAAGAGGGUUUAUUAGUGAACAUACUUUUGCGAUACCUUCAUACCAGCGUGUGAAGCUGGAAGACCUUGAAGAAUCCUCAUGGAAAGGACAUUCACUAGAAGAUUAUCUAUUAAUAGAGACUCACAGCUUUUAUGAGAAAGCUACAUGCUUUUUAUAAGCACUUAAGACAGUUACGUAGAACAAUCAAACACUUAAAAUGCAACUGUCUAUGAAAGAAUUUUUGAUCUAUGAAAAUAGAUGUACUGUAUUUUUUCACAUCACAGAAGGUGCAAUCAUUCACUUCUGAGCACUACUGAAAGUGAGUUCUCCUUAAGAAAUUUAGUAGCAAAUGUAAAAAAUAACACAAGAAUUUUUGAGGUUGAUCGUUAGCAUCUAUGAUUAAAAUGUUAUGUUUUAUUUAUUUUGUUAGAUGUUCAAUAUUUUCUAUGAAUUUAUAAAUACUUAAAAGCCAAAGCCAACUUUAGAUGCAUUAUAAAUUUACAUGAUUCAUACUCAUUAAUAUACAUUUAAUUGAUGUACAGACCUUUUAUUUUCAUAAUGCAAAUACAAAAUACUAUACAAUGAUACAUUUUUAUUGCACUGUAAGGAUAGAUGUGUAUGUUUAAAUAUUGUCUGAUUUAUGUUAAUUAAAAUAAGUUUUAUUGAAAAGGUCUCACUUGAGAAUAGUAGAAUAAACAUGAACUGUAUACUG